Molecule: messenger RNA, 2771 nt
Organism: Biomphalaria glabrata
Lineage: Eukaryota; Metazoa; Mollusca; Gastropoda; Planorbidae
Product: AFG1-like ATPase
Exons: 13
Coding region: 77-1645 (522 amino acids)
Cellular component (GO): cytoplasm; mitochondrion
Molecular function (GO): ATP hydrolysis activity; ATP binding
Source: RefSeq, a predicted model, not a curated record
GGAAAGAUAACUCUCAAUUAUUCGAUCUAAACUCGCAUUUGUUGUUUUCAUAAAUUUACAAUGACAGAAUCUGAGAAUGGGAAGGACAUCAUUUCAUGGGCUGACCCGCAAUAUAUUUGUCUUAACAAAAACAAAAAAUAGAUCUAGAUUUAUUAAUCAUCUCUUCCCACAAAAUAUUGUGUCUUCACAUCAAGCCUUCUGUAGAUCUAUUGUGGAUACAACUAAUAAGUUAACAUCUAAGAACAAGUAUAGCUUUUGUGAGAGUCGUGAUAAAAUUACUGGGUUACUUUUGAAAACAAACCACAGCACUUGCAAAACUCAAUGUAAAGUUAAACAUGGCCCCAUAUCUGUUUAUGAGCAAAAGGUCUCGCAAGGGGAGUUAAAUAGAGAUGCCCAUCAACUCAAGGUUGUUGAAAGACUGCAGAAACUACAUGAAACUUUAAAGUCCUAUCAACCUGACGUAGCCACUACCAAGCAGAAAAAAUCGUUUUGGUUUCAGAAUGUUGAGAAAAAAGAGAGAUAUGUUAAAGGACUUUACCUCCAUGGUAGUGUAGGUACUGGUAAGACUAUGCUAAUGGAUAUGUUUCAUGACACAAGUGAUGUCAUUAGAAAGCAGCGGGUACAUUUUCACAAGUUUAUGCUUGAUGUUCAUAAAAGGAUUCAUGCUUUAAAGAAACUACAGCCCAAGAUAACAACCACCAUGAAUAGUCAACCUUUUGACCCCAUCAGUCCAAUAGCCUAUCAAAUAAGUCAGGAAGCUUGGCUUCUAUGUUUUGAUGAGUUCCAGGUGACAGAUGUGGCUGAUGCUAUGAUUCUUAAACGACUUUUCACAGAGAUGUUUAAAAAUGGAGUAGUUGUGGUAGCUACAUCUAACAGACCCCCAGAUGAUCUUUACAAAAAUGGACUUCAACGAGCUAAUUUUCUCCCAUUUAUUGAUGUUCUCAAAAAGUACUGUGAGAUUAUCCCCCUUGAUUCUGGUAUUGAUUACAGAAUGCUGUCCCUUCCUGGGGAAGGCAAAGUUUAUUUUGUAGGCUCACCUGAUGAAACAAAUAUGCAUAUUGACAAAAUUAUCCAGGAAUUUCAGUUUCUAUACAAACUUGAGUUAUCAUCUAAAACUUUGACUGUUCUGGGUAGAAAAUUGGUGCUACCAAAAACAUAUGAUAAGAUUCUGGAUACUUCAUUUGAUGAUAUGUGCAGAAAGAACCUGGGAGCUGUAGACUACUUGGAAAUAUGCAGAGAGUUUGACAUUGUGGUGUUGCGUGAUGUUCCCAACAUGUGCCUGGGUGCCAGAUCAGAAGCUCGACGGUUUACAACAUUAAUAGACACUCUGUAUGACAACAAGGUAAAACUUAUUAUGAGUGCUGCAUCAGAACCAAAGUAUUUGUUUAGUGUAGGUACCAUCACCACUAAAGAAUCUGAUGCCAACAGGACUUUGAUGGAUGACCUUGGUAUCAGUGAUAAUUCGGAACUUGCCAAGUCUAGUUUAUUUACUGGAGAGGAAGAAAUUUUUGCCUUUGAUAGAGUUGUAUCUAGACUAACCCAGAUGCAAACCAAAGAAUAUUGGGAAAGAAAUUCAUCAGUUGUGACAUUGCAUGGAAGCACAGUGCCUGAGACACAGUCAAAUAAAAGUGUAUCCAGCUCUUGACAAGAGUAGAAUAUUAGUGACUGUAUUAGUUGUCUAGAAAUUAGUCAUCCCUUUUGGGGCUUUUUAUUUAUUUGAAAAAGUGUGAUAAUUGUAAGUAUUAUUCAGGAAAUGGAGAUUAUAAUUAUGUCCUUUUAAUUUCUGUUUUAGGCUAAAACUGUAAUUUCUUUAGCACAGAACCUUUAACCUUUUAUCAAAUGAUGCAUUGAUCUUUUUACAGUCAUGUUUGGCUAAUCUUAAUUUACAAAAACUUAUGUAAAUAGAAAAUUACUAUAUUGAUUAGCUUAACAUAACAAAAAGAAAACUUUUAUUUAAACAUUGAACUCAUGAUAUGCAUAAUUUUAAUUCAAAUGCAUGUUGUUUAUUAGCAACAUACAUUUUUUAAAUUAGUAUUUUUUGUAAUUUUCUGAAAUUUUGAAGUGAUGAGUUUUGAAUAUUAAUUACUCAUGCUGUUUUGAUGUCGAGGUUUAAAUUGAUUCUAGUGUAAUGAGUGAUUUUAUUAAAGUGCUCCCUGUUUCAAUUAUCUCACACUAGAAUGGUAUGUCAAAAAGAUGUUUUAUAUAAUAUUUUUAAUUUUCAUACAUUUUAUUUUAUUUUAAAUUUGGCAUUACUGGUAUUUUAGAAAUAUUGUUUUUUUUUAUUGCUUAUUAACUCUAUUGAUGAAAUAAUAGACAGAACUGUUAUGAUGCUGUGUUAUACACAUGUUUGUGUGGGUAAUAAUUCCAAUUAAAAACAGUAUUUUUAGAUACCCGGUUAUUUUUUAAUCAAUGCACUGCCCAGUGAAGGAAUUGACUGUUUAUUUGAUUUGUUAGUCAAAGUUUAAAUAAUUAGUGACAUUUGUUUCAAUGUGAAAAAUAACUUUUAGAUAAUACUCAACCAUGGCACCUUUGUGCAAAUAGUAUUAGAAUCUCAUUAAAUACAUUAUUUUUAAAAUAUUGCCUUAAGAAAAAAAAUUGGCAGGUUUAGAAAAUGUCCAUUGUUUUACACAUAAUAUAUUAUUUACCUUUGAAAGUUAUAUUAUCAUCAAUAAAAAAUAUAUAUAUAUAAACGAAUGUAGCAGUUUGAAAGUUGACACCAUCAAUAAAAAUACUGUGUAACUUAAAUAAAUAAAAUGAAAUGCAAAAAAAAA